This is a messenger RNA of Canariomyces notabilis, 633 nucleotides long. RefSeq names its product mitochondrial import translocase, subunit Tom22. Gene Ontology annotation, biological process: intracellular protein transport. The transcript has a single exon. The record is from RefSeq and is a predicted model, not a curated record. Lineage: Eukaryota; Fungi; Ascomycota; Sordariomycetes; Sordariales; Chaetomiaceae. Bases 33 to 557 code for a protein of 174 amino acids. Gene Ontology annotation, cellular component: mitochondrial outer membrane.
CUUCCAGCAGCCCCAGCCUGGGCCCGCGGAGGAUGACGAGGACUUCACUGACACAGGUAUGUACUUGCCACAUCUUCGACAGGAAAAAUUUCUUCAGCGCUUCUAACCAGUCUCUUCUUUCCAAUAUAAAAACAGACUCCGAAAUCUCAACCGACUCAAACUACGACCCGUCCGCCGACACGCUCGCCGACCGGCUGGGGGCGCUGCGCGAUAUGGUACCCGCCGCGGCGCGCGGGUGGAUCGGGCACAAGUACGAGCAGACCACGUCGGCGGUGAAAUCGGUGCUGCUCUUCGCGGGUCGCGCCGCCUGGACCGUCUCCGUCUCGGCCCUUCUCGUGGGUGUCCCCUUCGCCCUCGCCUGGGGCGAGGAGCAGAGCAUCCAGGCCAUGGAGCAGGAGCAGCGCAUGCGCGAGCUCGGCGGCGAGGUGCUCACCGCCGGUGCGGGCGGACAGGGUGGUGCGGGUGGUGCACAGGGCGGCAUGAGUACCGAGGAGAUUGCUGCUGCUCUUGGGGGUGCCGGGGCUGGUGGCAAAGCUGAGGCUAGGCCGGCUCUUUGAGGGCCUGCUUUCUCAUGAACAGAACGGAAAAGGGGAACGGGAACGGGAGGAUGGCAGACAACACUUUGCGCUCGCU